CAGUUUUCGCAAAACGGUGAACAAAUAUGGAUCUCCAGACUUGAGGCGAUUCCACACAUAGGCUAAGUUCAUUGAAGUGCUCAUAUUUUCACUUUCAUAUCAUUGUCAUCAUGGGGCAGCGACUCAACUCCAGGACUAAGUAUUAUGUCUGAUAAAAAAAAUGGGGUGCCUAAGAUGCCCCUUUUGAAAGUGGAUCAGUUUUGGUCUAGAAAGUGGUAAUUGUCAAACAAAAUAGGACAAUUUGUUGUUCCAAAAGUCUUUUAGUUUACCUGAUUCAAUUGCUGCAAGCAAUUAUUUUCCCCCGAUCACUUGAAAUUAAACCUUAAAAUUGAGUCAGUGAUACAUAUUUGCAUAUAGAAGGAAUUUUCAGAUAUGAUUUCUUGCCAAUGAAAACUUUAAAUCAUCACAAUUCAAUAUGAUGCAGGUUGUCUUCAAACAGAUGCGCUGCCUUAUAUUAAUUAUCUGAUGGCUUGCGAUGACGUUAAAGAGCCUUUGCUUUCAGGAUCCGUAGAUCCUUCCCAUCAAUUCAAUGAAAAAAAAGCCCUCAAGAGAAGAAGAUAUGCCCGUAAUAGCAGCAUUCCUUCAAUGAAAAUUGAUCUCCCAGAACAAAAUGGUGUUGAAUUGCUACCAAAUCCCGACCUAAUUUCUUCAAAAGGACUACUUAAUUUUAGACUUAUAUUCAUAUACUUUAGUAUCUACAUAGGUGUAGGCACACUAUGCUUCUUCCUCAUGGGUAAUCAGAUCAAGGGUAAGAAAACAAAUGGGAUUCUUGAUGCCAUAUAUUUCUGUGUUGUGACAAUGACCACCGUUGGAUAUGGAGACCUUGUGCCCAAUAGCGUAUUGACCAAACUACUUGCUUGCAUUUUUGUAUUCACCGGUAUGGGACUUGUUGGCUUUGUUCUUAGUAAGGCCGCAGACUACAUUGUAGAGAAAGAGGAAAUCCUUUUGGUUAAAGCCUUGUACAUGCAUGAAAAGAUCGGUUCAGCUGAGAUUAUUAAAGAGGUUGAAAGCAACAAAGCCCGAUACAAAUUUCUGACCACAGUGACCCUUCUUUUGGUGCUUGUAAUUGUUGGAACCAUGUUUUUAUAUCAAGUUGAGGAAUUGGACUUCAUCAAUGCAUUCUAUUGUGUUUGUGCGACCAUCACGACUUUGGGAUAUGGGGAUGAGAGCUUUUCGACUGAAGGGGGACGUUUAUUUGCUGUUUUCUGGAUACUGAUCAGUACCAUUUGUUUAGCCCAAUUAUUUCUUUAUCUUGCUGAAAUAUACACUGAAAACAGACAGAGAUUACACGUCAAGUGGGCUCUUACACGCAAGUUAACAACCUCGGAUCUUGAGGCUGCAGAUCUUGACAAUGAUAAAGUUGUCAGUGCUGCAGAGUUCAUUGUGUAUAAGCUGAAAGAAAUGGGGAAGAUAAGUGAGGAAGAUAUCUCAGUUGUGAUGGAGGGUUUUAAAAAUCUUGAUGUUGAUCAGUCAGGAACAUUGACUGCAGCUGAUCUGCUGCUCUUGGAAUCAUCUCAACCACAAAGCUGACAGAAGCUAUAUUUGACAGGUCAUUGACUCAAAUUUUUCUUGAUCGACACAAUUAGAAGUAGAAUAUACUCAUCAAAAUAUAGGGGAAAAUAUCUUUCUGCUUAGAAAAACAAGAAAAGACUGAAUGAAAUCUUUCAGAUGAUGCAGUCAUACCAUUCUAUCUUAUUUGUAUAUACUAGUUUGGCCAUAUAUAAAUAAGGCCAAAAACAGUUGCAGAGUCCCCAUUUCUUUUCCAUACUGCAAUUGAAAGCAAAGCUUAGUUGUACAUUUGAGCAUACAUUUUGACUACGAAUUCACAAAUA
Molecule: messenger RNA, 1832 nt
Organism: Camellia sinensis
Lineage: Eukaryota; Viridiplantae; Streptophyta; Magnoliopsida; Ericales; Theaceae
Source: RefSeq, a predicted model, not a curated record